AUGGAGUGGACGGAUCCCAUUUCCAUAUUUUUACUUUUUGUCCUGACUGUUCUGUUUAUUAUGAAAACUGAAAAAUUCUGGAAUAGCAACUUCCAAGAGGAUUUCCCCCCGGGACCAAAGCCUUUACCCAUCAUUGGAAAUCUGCAUAUAAUGGACCUGAAGAGGCCCUACCGGACUAUGCUGGAGCUGUCAAAAAAAUAUGGCCCAGUCUUCAGCAUUCAGAUGGGAUGCCAGAAAAUGGUGGUGCUGGCGGGAUACGAGACAGUGAAGGAGGCUCUUGUGAACCAGGCAGAUGCAUUUGCAGAGAGACCUAAAGUACCAGUAUUUGAAGAGCUUUCAAAAGGAUAUGGUGUUAUUUUUUCUCAUGGCAAUAACUGGAAAGUGAUGCGAAGAUUUACUCUCACGACCUUACGAGACUUUGGAAUGGGCAAGAGGGCCAUAGAGGACCGGAUUGUUGAAGAGUACGGAUUUCUGAUGAAGGAUAUUGAAUCUCGUAAAGGAAAGCCCUUUGAUAUCACUACAAUUAUGAAUGCUGCAGUUGCCAAUAUCAUUGUGUCAAUAUUACUUGGAGAACGGUUUGACUACAAAAAUCCCACAUUCUUAAGACUACUAAGUUUGAUGAGUGAAAACAUCAGGCUGGCUGGAAGUCCAUCAGUUACGCUAUAUAACAUGUUCCCAGCACUUGGAUUUCUACUCAGGAAUUACAAGAUUCUUUUGAAGAACACAAGUGAAUUGCAUGCUUUUAUACAGCGUACUUUCAUAGAACACCUGAAAGAACUGGACAAAAAUGAUCAGAGAAGUUUUAUUGAUGCAUUCCUUGUAAGACAACAGGAGGAGAAAAGUAAUCCCAAUGGAUAUUUCCAUAAUGCCAACUUAAUAAGACUUGUGACCAACUUGUUUGCUGCUGGAAUGGAGACCACUUCCACCACGCUGCGCUGGGGACUUCUGCUAAUGAUGAAAUACCCCCAAAUUCAGAGCAAAGUCCAAGAAGAGAUCGCAAGAGUUAUAGGAUCAGCCCAGCCACGAAUCGAACAUCGAACUCAAAUGCCGUAUACGGAUGCAGUUGUCCAUGAAAUUCAGAGGUUCGCUAAUAUCCUGCCCAUGGACUUGCCUCAUGAAACUACUGAGGAUGUUACUCUUAAAGGCUACUUUAUUCCAAAGGGAACUUACAUCAUCCCCUUACUGGCCUCUGUACUGCAGGAUGAAUCUCAGUGGAAGAAACCAGAUACAUUCAGUCCUGAGCAUUUUCUUGACUCCAAAGGAAAGUUUGUAAAGCAAGAGGCUUUCAUGCCUUUUUCAGCAGGUCGGAGGAUCUGUGCAGGUGAGAAUCUUGCCAAAAUGGAGCUCUUCCUCUUCUUUACAAGCCUCCUGCAGUGGUUCACUUUCCAUCCUCCACCUGGAGUUACCAGCUCAGACCUAGACCUCACCCCGGCAGUUGGGUUUACCACGCCCCCAAUGCCCCAUAAGAUCUGUGCUGAGCCACGUUCUUAGAGCUCCUUGCCUUAGGCCAGGUCUAACUACAAAGUUUGGCAGAUAUAGGUAUGAUGGUCAGAAAAUCACAUGCCUGACAUAGCUAUGCCAGCAACACCCU
Molecule: messenger RNA, 1591 nt
Organism: Emys orbicularis (European pond turtle)
Lineage: Eukaryota; Metazoa; Chordata; Testudines; Emydidae
Product: cytochrome P450 2K4-like
Exons: 9
Coding region: 1-1491 (496 amino acids)
Biological process (GO): xenobiotic metabolic process
Cellular component (GO): cytoplasm; intracellular membrane-bounded organelle
Molecular function (GO): oxidoreductase activity, acting on paired donors, with incorporation or reduction of molecular oxygen, reduced flavin or flavoprotein as one donor, and incorporation of one atom of oxygen; heme binding; iron ion binding
Source: RefSeq, a predicted model, not a curated record